AUGGUUGAGUCAUCACAAACAACGCGGUCUCACCUGCAAAACAUUCAACUAGCUGAUCCAUACUAUACUCAACCAGGAGAUAUUGACAUUAUCAUUGGCGGUGAUGUUUAUGGACAACUUCUGGAGGGUUCUAUCAUUGAAGGACCACCCAAUUCACCAGUAGCUCAACUAACAACAUUAGACUGGGUAAUCUCUGGACCAACCAUUGUCAGCUCAGAAACCAACAAAGUUCAAAUCUUCCAUUGUUCAGUAGACCAUGACUUGUGUUCCUUAUUGGAGCGUUUCUGGCAUCACGAGGAGAUUUCAUCGACAACUAAGGGACAGUUGUCGUGUAACGCAAAACAGUGUGAAGAUCAUUUUGCUGUGACACACACACGAGACUCCAGUGGACGGUAUAUAGUUCGACUAGCCUUCAAAACACCUCAGAAUCAACUAGGGAAUUCUUGGACUCCAGCUAUUAAGAUGUUGAGACUUAUACAAUCCAAGUUCAAAGUCAAUUCAACAUUCCAUCAAGCUUAUUCAGCAUUUCUGAGGGAAUAUGAAGAUCUUCAACACAUGGUACGAGUACCUUCUAAUCAGCCAGAGCCUGAAUUCGGCUUUUACCUCCCUCACCAUGGAGUGAUUCGAGAGUCAAGUACUACCACUAAAUUGAGAGUUGUCUUCAGUGACUCAUGUCAAGUAUCACAAGGUUUGCCUCUAAAUGAACUGCUGCACACGGGACCUAAAAUUCAAGUUGACAUCUUCGACAUUCUUAUCUGGCUACGUCAGUUCAAGUACCUGUUUUCGGCAGAUGUUUCAGCGAAUUCUCUGGUGAGAGGGAGAGAACAUUGUGAAGUAACAGUAACUUAUGGUCUCGCUUGUGCACCAUACUUGGCCAUCAAGUCAAUGCUCCAAUUGGUUGAGGAUGAAGGUGAGAAAUUUCCAUUAGCUCGAGAGCUUAUUAUAAAGGGACGCUAUGUCGAUGAUGUAUUUGGUGGCGCUGAUACAAUAAGAGAAGCUCAGGAAAAAGCCCAUCAAGUGAAUCUUCUCUGCAUGACGGGCGGCUUUCCCUUGAGAAAAUGGCGUUGCAAUGACGUGGAGGUAUUGAAGAAAAUUCCACACCAGCACCAAGAUGAGGUGACGUUCAUUCCAAUUCAAGACACACUUCCUAAACUGCAACAAAAGGCCUGGGAGCAAAUUCUCAAGGACGCUGAGGGACUCGAGGAACUCCAAAUAUCACGAUGGAUUGGAACAACAACUAGUUGUAACCUCGAAAUUCAUGGGUUUAGUGACGCUUCUCAAAACGCAAUGGUUGCCACGGUCUUCAUCCGAUCAAUUAAUCAUCAAAAUGAGAUGUGUCAAUCUUCUGUGUGCCAAGACGAAAGUCACACCAUUGAAGCGUCUUACAAUACCAAGAUUGGAACUGACAGCAGCAGUCAUGCUAACCAAACUGAUCACUACUAUUCUGAGAGUCCUCGAUCUUCAGAAAAGGGUCGACUGCUACCUUUGGACAGAUUCCUCAAUUGUAUUUACGUGGGUCAAUAA
Diachasma alloeum is the source of this 1524-nucleotide messenger RNA. RefSeq lists its product as uncharacterized. Bases 1 to 1524 code for a protein of 507 amino acids. The record is from RefSeq and is a predicted model, not a curated record. The transcript is spliced from 3 exons. NCBI's taxonomy places the organism in Eukaryota, Metazoa, Arthropoda, Insecta, Hymenoptera, Braconidae.